AUGUCGCCGGCGCAGGCUCUCCCCGACCACGACCAGCCGGCCGGCCUGCCGGAAUCCCGCGUGCUCAUCAUCGGCACCGGCGGCACGAUAUGCAUGCAGGAAGGCCCCGACGGCCUCGCCCCCAGCGAGGGCUUCCUCGAGAGCGCCAUGGCGCCCCGGCCGACGUUCAACGACCGGUCCGGGCUGGACGUCAAGCUGCCCGCCUACCGUCAGGGCCACCUCAUCUCGGUCGACUCGCUCCGCACGCCGCCGACCGCGCACCAGCGCCACAUCCGCUACGGCAUGCUCGAGUUCAACCCGCUGCUCGACUCGUCGUCCAUCUCGGCCGCCGACUGGGCCGCCAUGGCCGACUGCGUCAAGCAAAACUACCACCUGUUUGACGGCUUCGUCAUCCUCCACGGCACCGACUCGCUGGCCUACACGGCCUCGGCCCUCUCCUUCAUCAUGUCCAACCUGGGCAAGCCCGUCAUCCUGACCGGCUCCCAGGCCCCCAUCUUCGCCCUCCAGUCCGACGCCGUCGACAACCUGCUCGGCUCGCUCAUCAUCGCCGGCACCUUUGUCCUGCCCGAGGUCGGCCUCUUCUUCCACCACAAGCUGUACCGCGGCAACCGCACGACAAAGGUGUCCUCGGCCGCCUUCGAGGCCUUCGCCUCGCCCAACUGCGAGCCCCUGGCCAAGGUCAACGGGCUCGGCAUCACGGUCAACUGGCCCCUGGUGCUGCGCCCGACCAGCAUCGCCGAGUUCGCCGUCCAGCAGCAGCACCUCGACACCAGCCACGUCGCCUGCCUGCGCGUCUUCCCCGGCAUCCGGCCCGAGAUGGUCGACGCCGUGCUCCGCCUGCCCGGCCUGCGCGGCCUCAUCCUCGAGACCUUUGGCAUGGGCAACGUGCCCGGCGGGCCGCGCGGCCGCCUCACCCAGGUCGUCUGCGCCGCCGUCGAGCGCGGCGUCAUCGUCGUCAACGUCUCCCAGUGCGUCAGCGGCUUCGUCUCCCCCGUCUACGCCCCGGGCACCCAGCUCGGCCGCGUCGGCGUCAUCUUCGGCCUCGACCUCACCGCCGAGGCCGCCCUCGCCAAGCUGUCCCACCUCCUCGCCCUGCCCGGCCUCUCCCGCGACCACGUCGCCCGCCAGCUGUCCCGCUCCCUCCGCGGCGAAAUGACCGAGAUUGCCCACCCCACCUUCUCGCACCCCGCCGCCGCCCUCGACGACGCCGAAGCCGCCGCCGCCUCGCGCCUGACCGCCGCCGAGGCCGCCUUCGCCGCCCUCGGCUACGCCAUCCAGAACAACCAGCCGGCCCUCGUCAGGCAGCUCCUCGACCGCCCGGGCAGCCAGCUCCUCAAGACGGCCGACUACGCCGGCAACACGGCCGUCCACCUGGCCGCCGUCAGCGGCAACCGCGACAUCAUGCUGGACCUGCUGCAGCGCGGCGCCAGCGUCCACGAGCGGAACCGCGCCGACAACUCGCCCCUGUUCCUGGCCACCCUGUCCGGGAACGAAGACUGCGCGGGCCUGCUGCGCUCCGCUGGCGCUCACUUGUCCAUCGAGGAGAUUGAGCGAGGGCCCCUGGCCAAAUACCGCCGAGAGCAGCUCGCCUAG
Molecule: messenger RNA, 1593 nt
Organism: Ustilaginoidea virens
Lineage: Eukaryota; Fungi; Ascomycota; Sordariomycetes; Hypocreales; Clavicipitaceae
Exons: 2
Coding region: 1-1593 (530 amino acids)
Molecular function (GO): asparaginase activity; protein binding
Source: RefSeq, a predicted model, not a curated record